Messenger RNA from Hydatigera taeniaeformis, 2208 nucleotides. The record is from the annotation of a GenBank genome assembly. Lineage: Eukaryota; Metazoa; Platyhelminthes; Cestoda; Cyclophyllidea; Taeniidae.
AUGGCUACGCAGAACGAUACGGAUGUGACGAUGGCGCAGGAGGUUGAGACCUUUGCCUUUCAGGCGGAGAUUGCUCAGCUGAUGAGCCUUAUCAUCAAUACCUUUUAUUCGAAUAAGGAGAUUUUCCUCAGAGAGUUGAUUUCAAACGGGUCUGACGCCCUGGAUAAGAUUCGUUACAAGAGCCUAACAGAGCCCUCGGUCCUCGAUACUGAACCAGAGCUCUGCAUUAAGAUUAUUCCCAACAAAGCGGAGAGCACGCUGACGAUAAUUGAUACCGGUAUUGGGAUGACGAAGGCGGAUUUGGUGAACAACCUCGGUACCAUCGCACGAUCUGGAACCAAGGCGUUCAUGGAAGCGUUGAACGCGGGUGCGGAUAUCUCUAUGAUUGGACAGUUUGGCGUCGGUUUCUAUUCCGCGUACCUCGUGGCGGACAAAGUUCAAGUUAUUUCUAAGAAUAAUGACGAUGAACAAUAUUUGUGGGAGUCAUCAGCUGGUGGCUCUUUCACCAUCCGUCCGUGCAGUGAAGAGCCUCUGGGUCGCGGUACCAAGGUGGUUCUGCACAUUAAGGAGGAUCAGUCGGAGUAUUUGGAGGAGCGCCGCAUCAAGGAGGUUAUUAAGAAGCACUCUCAAUUUAUCAGUUAUCCUAUCAAACUUUUCGUGGAAAAAGAACGAACUAAGGAGGUCUCAGAUGAUGAGGAGGAGGAGGAAGUGAAGGAGGGCGAGAAGGCAGAUGAGGAGAAACCCGAAGUGGAAGACCUCGAUGAAGAGGAAUCCGAGGAGGAGGGCGGAGAAGCGGCCGGAGAGAAGGCCGAGAAGAAGAAAAAGAAGAAGAAGAAGCAGAUUAAGGAGAAGUACAUCGAUGAGGAGGAGCUGAAUAAGACCAAGCCUCUGUGGACCAGGAACCCGGAGGAUAUUACGCAAGAGGAGUAUGGGGAGUUCUAUAAGUCGCUGAGUAACGAUUGGGAAGAUCAUCUGGCCGUCAAACACUUCUCAAUCGAAGGCCAGCUGGAGUUCCGUGCUUUGUUGUUUGUGCCAAAGCGUGCUCCAUUUGACUUAUUCGAGAACAGGAAGAAGCGAAACAAUAUUAAGUUGUAUGUCAGGCGUGUGUUCAUCAUGGACAAUUGUGAAGAUCUUAUUCCGGAGUACCUAAACUUCAUCCGUGGUGUCGUGGACUCGGAAGACCUGCCUCUUAAUAUUAGCCGAGAAAUGCUUCAGCAGAACAAGAUUUUGAAAGUAAUUCGAAAGAAUUUAGUCAAGAAGUGUAUGGAAUUGUUUGAAGAACUGGCGGAGGACUCUGAGACCUAUAAGAAAUUCUACGAACAAUUCUCGAAGAACAUUAAGCUUGGAAUUCAUGAAGACAGUACAAAUCGCAAGAAGUUGUCUGAGCUGUUGCGGUACUAUUCAUCUCAAAGUGGUGAUGAGAUGACUAGUCUCAAGGACUACGUUUCUCGCAUGAAGGAGCACCAGAAAGACAUAUAUUAUAUCACUGGUGAGAGUAAGGAGAGUCUUGCAAACUCCGCCUUCAUUGAGGUGUUGAAAAAGCGUGGACUUGAGGUACUGUACAUGGUGGACCCAAUCGAUGAGUAUGCAGUGCCACAGCUGCGUGAGUAUGAUGGGAAAAAGUUGGUUUGUGUGACUAAGGAGGGUCUUGAACUCCCUGAAGAUGAUGAGGAGAAGAAAAGGUUUGAAGAAGUUAAGGCCUCAUUUGAGCCGACUUGCAAGAAGAUAAAGGACAUCUUGGGAAACAAGGUUGAGAAGGUUACGGUGUCAAACAGAUUGACUACGUCUCCCUGUUGUAUUGUCACUUCCACAUUCGGCUGGUCUGCUAACAUGGAGCGCAUUAUGAAGGCCCAGGCCUUACGCGAUUCUAGCACGAUGGGUUACAUGUCCGCCAAAAAGCAUUUGGAGAUAAAUCCGGAGCACAAGGUUAUGAUCCGUCUCAAAGAGAUGCUGUCGGCUGAGGGUGAACCGAACAAGAUUUGCAAGGAUUUAAUUAAUAUGCUUUUCAGCACAGCUCUGCUGGCCUCUGGAUUUACUUUGGAGGAUCCAAAGGCACACGCCAACAAAAUUCAUGAGCUAAUAAGUAUGUGUUUGGAAAUUCCAGAGGACGAGACGAUGAAAGAAGAGGAUAAGGCUACUACUCCUAACGACGCCGCCGCACCUGUCGAGGCUGGUGAUGAUAAUGCAGCUAUGGAAGAAGUCGAUUAA